AGGCACAUGCGCACCUCGGAGGGGCGGGGCCCGGAUCGUCCUAUAGUCAUCGGGCCCUCCCGCCUAGCCCCGCCCCCCUCCGCCAGCUUCCCCACUGACGUCACUGGAGGCGCACGCGUAAUUCUCGGGGGUUUCCCGCGUGGCCCCGCCCCUGUGACGUCACUCCGUUUGUUUUCCCCACUUCCGGUGUCGGCGGGUGGAGGUCGGGAGACGGGAAGGACCUGGAGCAGAUCAGAGAUGCCUGGCAGAGCAGGUACAUCAAAGAGUAAGCCUCAGCAGCUCAAAAAAACCCCAAGAAAAGGUGUCGGCGAUGCGGGUGAGAGGUCAGGCCAAGAGAUCAAUCAACCAACCCUAAAAGCCAAGAAACGACCAAGGAGUCUGUCUUCUGAAGAGAAAAUGCGUCCAAACUCUAAAAAGGUCAAAUUAGUCGCCAAGAAAAGAGUAAAAUGGAAGCCUCUUACAAACGAGAGUAAGGAGCAUUUGCAAGCCAUGAUGGAUUCUGUAAUUCUGUCUGUCUUGAGUCGGAAAACGGAGGAUAAAGAAAAUAUUCAAAGUCACCUCAACUGCUUGAAGGAAAGACUUUUUACGUUAUGCGAAACCCUGGAAAUCCCUCCAAGAAAGCUGGAGAAUCUGAAAAAAAUGCAGAAACUUAAGGCGGUGGAGGUUCAGCAACUGAAAACCAAUGAAGAGAGUUUGGAAUUACUGCAGAAAGAAGUCGACAAAGUAGUAGAGGCCGUACACCUGAUGAGUGAAGAAAUCCAAAGCCUCCAGGCCAAAAUUCAGUUUCUUAAGGAUGAGGUGGAAGACGAGGAGGACAAGGCGAAACAGAUGUCUCAGAUGGAUCAUAGUAAGACCGUCACUGUACCAGAACUCUCUGAAAGAAGUUUUAAAGCACCUCUGCUUCAGGAAGAAAUACUGAUGAGGAUCCCAAACCAUGAAGGUCUUCUGAAGGACUUACACACUAUGCAGAAUUCAGCUGAAAUGAAAGACAUGCUCACUUUUGUGGAAGAAGCCUACAAGAAGCUCCUGAAAAGUCACUGAAUAAAAUGUUUCCGCCAUAUUUCCAAAAAUGCCUAAAGCCAGCGAAGCCCGUUUGACCCCAGGGGAAUAUUUUUACGCUACCACCGAAGGGAAAAAGAAGCUCUGAAAAUUGCAAGCCGCUCUGUCGGUCUGGAGGCCGUAAACCGGUGUCCUUGGCCCCUGGGUCCUCUUCAGAGUUUGGGUGGCUCACAGUGAAAAUCCAACCGCCCAGUCUUCAGAAGGGUAUCCUUGUGGGACUUGUCGUUUCAGCUUUUUUUUAUCUAGAGCUACACAACUAAAAGGGGGCAAGCCUUACCCAGCUGGGGGGGCCUCAGGCUAGGCCACGGCGGCUCCAAAGGGAGCCAGAUGCUCUGUAACCCCGGCAAAUGAAGCACGGUACCGUGAGCGUCUCUUAAACGUUGCUGCUGUGGAUCUCAGAGCCUUUGCCGUGACCUGCUGGAUUCUGAGGUUCUCCCCGAUCUGAUCCCCUGCUUUUGAAACCCCCUCUCCUCCCGUCUCAGUUUUUGGGAGUUCAAGCAUGGUCACUUUUCCCCCUCGUCUGAUGAGGAGGGUCGAAGGUGAGUCAGCUUCCAGGAGAAAUGUGGGGAAUGUGAGAAUUGGAAUCGCCCUACCUGGUGACCUUAUUUUGCUUUUUGGCGGAUGGCAUGAUCCAUUCAUUUACAGGGCUGGAUCAUUUUAUUGUCAAGGAAUAGUUAUAGGUCGCGAUCGCGUGUUCGAUUACUGAAGUCCUAUUCUGCUCUACUCACACUUCAGUUGUGUGCACUUGUAUUUACGGAGCGCUUACUGUGUGCAAAGCCAUGUACUAAGCGCUUAUGAUGCGGCGACAGAAGAGAUCUCCGUGUCCUUUUCACAGACAGAUUUUCGGAGAAGUGUAGCUCCCGGGAGAUUUGAUAUCAAAGGGUAGUUUAUUAAAGUGUAUGAUUAUUUAAAACUCUGUGAGUGGGCUGUCACUGAAGUUGUACAUUUUGAAAUCUGGUUUUAAACACAGGAGUCUUGCAUGGCAUGCUUUCAGAAGGAAAUCCCUUGAGCAGAUAGGAGCAGGUGGAUGGCAGGAAACCGUGCCGCUUCAGUGUGUUGUGAAAUAAAAUAUUUUCUUAAUGUAGAAAUCUCUUGUUUUGUACACCAGCAAAUGUAGAAGACACAGUAUCUGAUUUAUUAAAUUGAAUUAUUAUAAAUAUCUGAUUUAU
Messenger RNA from Tachyglossus aculeatus (Australian echidna), 2228 nucleotides. It is a transcript of the gene CENPQ, whose product is annotated as centromere protein Q. The record is from RefSeq and is a predicted model, not a curated record. The transcript is spliced from 9 exons. NCBI's taxonomy places the organism in Eukaryota, Metazoa, Chordata, Mammalia, Monotremata, Tachyglossidae. The coding region runs from base 7 to 1041 and encodes 344 amino acids.